Apodemus sylvaticus (European woodmouse) is the source of this 609-nucleotide messenger RNA. RefSeq lists its product as uncharacterized. The transcript is spliced from 5 exons. Bases 1 to 609 code for a protein of 202 amino acids. The record is from RefSeq and is a predicted model, not a curated record. Lineage: Eukaryota; Metazoa; Chordata; Mammalia; Rodentia; Muridae.
AUGUUCUCUUGUUUCUGGCGUUCAAGUGGCGCUGACCACAAAAAAGCUAAGAGUGGUCGCCUUGGCCACAUUUGGAGACGUUGGAUACGCCCUCUGACACACUGCUGGCGCGUAUCCCCCAGGGAUCCUGAGGUCUGUCCUCAGAAUAAAAAGAAGACAGACUCUCUGCCCAAGCCCCCCAGGUUCAACUAUAGAACCACAGAAUAUAUUGAACAAAUGGUAGAGUAUUUACCAACUGCAGUUCGGUACAACGACCACCUCUCGAUCAGCAUUUUUCUUACUGUUUACCACAAGUAUGUUACCACCUGGGAGGUGCUGGACCUGAUAAUGACAAUGUAUGCAUCCUUCCAGCCUGACUCACUGGAGGACCAGCAAACAAAGAGCGACAUAUUCAGUUUUCUAUCCCGCUGGUUUGAGAAAUUUCCUGAUAGUUUUAGUAAGGACCCAGACAUGGCCGUCGUCAGGCGAUUAAUGACCUACGUGAAGCUCAAUGUGCCUUCUGAAGAAGUACAUGCCCGAGCCACGGAGCUGCUCUCAGUUCUGGAGGAGGAGGAGGCCAAAAAGCUAAACCUUGAGAAAGUGGUACAAUCUACUCUUGUCUACCUGUAG